CGAAAUCUGCGUCAGACAAUCACUUCCUCAGGUAGGAGUGGAUAACCUUGACAAAUCCGCGCGCAGUUUUGACCCCCUUUUUCUCUCCCAGCGUCCCUCCUCCUCCACGCAGGGAUGCUGUGACGCCCGUACAACAAGUGAAAAGAGUGGCAGGUGAUCAUUUGUCAUUGUGUUUAAUGAGCGGCACUUUGUGCGUCACGGUGCGCCCCGGACUCUCCACCCUGCAUGUCAAUUGAAGGCAGCGCAGCAUGUGAUGCUCCGUCCUCCUCCACCGUCCUGAGAGCGCUCAGUCAGUAACACAGCCAUACGAGAGCUGCACGGCGGCUGCAUUCAUGCCCCUCUACACAUAUUCUCUGACAACUGCCUUCACCUCCAACCUUGGAUAUUGCUGAUCGCUGCAGAGGACUCACGGACCGAGGCCAAGAACUGGAAUCCAGCUGUCACUCUUCAGCAUUGCCCUCACAGCUGCUCAUCCCUUCUCCAUUCUUUGCCUCUGCCACUUCUUUCUAUUUGCACCGGUUUCUCUAUUUCUUUUGCUUUCUCUCUCCACCCCCGCCCCCCAUCCUGACCCCCAGCCUCCCUGAUGCCUAAGAACAGCAAGGUGACGCAGCGCGAGCAGAGCCAUGAGCACGUCACAGAGUCGGUGGCCGACCUGCUCGCACACGAGGAGCCGCUCGACUACAAGAACAGCUCCCUGAACGUCGGAGGGGCCGCGGGGAAGAAAGUCCCGCAGAUAGAGGUGCCUGAAAGCGAUGGACGACCCGCCUGGAACAGCAAACUGCAGUACAUCCUGGCCCAGGUGGGCUUCUCUGUGGGGCUGGGGAACGUAUGGCGCUUCCCCUACCUGUGCCAAAAGAAUGGAGGAGGUGCCUAUCUGGUUCCCUACUUCAUCCUCCUCCUCAUCAUCGGCAUCCCUCUCUUCUUCUUGGAGCUGGCUGUGGGUCAGAAGAUCCGACGUGGGAGCAUCGGGGUCUGGAACUACGUCUGUCCUCGUCUGGGUGGGAUAGGGAUGUCAAGUCUGAUGGUGUGUGGCUUUGUGGGUCUCUACUAUAAUGUGAUCAUCGGCUGGAGCAUCUUUUAUUUCUUCCAGUCCUUCCAGUAUCCUCUACCAUGGAGCGACUGCCCAAUCAGAAAGAAUGGGACACUUGCCAUUGUGGAGCCAGAGUGUGACAAAAGCUCGGCUACUACCUAUUUCUGGUACCGUCAGACUCUGAACACGACCAGCACCAUCGCAGAGAGUGGCGGGCUCAACGUCAAAAUGACCCUGUCUCUGCUGGUCGCCUGGAUCAUCGUCUGCCUCGCCGUCAUUAAAGGAAUCGCCUCGUCUGGGAAGGUGAUGUACUUCAGUUCUCUGUUCCCCUACGUGGUGCUGUUCUGCUUCCUGGUCAGAGGUUUGAUGCUGAAGGGUUCAGUAGACGGCAUCGCACAUAUGUUUACUCCCAAGUUGGAGAAGAUGUUGGAGCCUCAGGUGUGGAGGGAGGCAGCCACCCAGGUCUUCUUCGCUCUGGGUCUGGGCUUCGGAGGAGUCAUAGCCUUCUCCAGCUACAAUAAGAUCGACAACAACUGUCAUUUUGACGCUGUGCUCGUCUCUUUCAUCAACUUCUUCACUUCCAUUUUGGCCACGCUGGUGGUUUUUGCCGUGCUGGGCUUCAAGGCCAACAUCAUGAAUGAAAAGUGUGUCGUCGAGAAUGCAGAGAAGAUCCUGGGAUACCUCAACUCCAACGUCCUCAGUCACGAUCUUAUUCCACCACAUGUGAACUUUUCCCAUCUCACCACAUCAGACUACGCAGAGAUGUACGGCGUCAUCAAGACUGUGAAAGAGGACGGCUUCGCCCAGCUGGGUCUGGAGCCUUGUGUCCUGGUGGACGAGCUCAACAAGGCUGUCCAGGGCACCGGUUUGGCCUUCAUCGCCUUCACUGAAGCCAUGACCCAUUUCCCAGCGUCUCCGUUUUGGUCCGUCAUGUUCUUCUUCAUGCUCAUCAACCUCGGUCUGGGCAGCAUGAUUGGCACCAUGACUGGCAUCACCACGCCUGUCCUUGACGCUUACAAAAUUCAGAAGGAGCUUCUCACAGUGGGUUGCUGCAUUGUGGCUUUCUUCUGCGGCCUGUUGUUCGUGCAGCGCUCAGGAAAUUACUUUGUCACCAUGUUUGACGACUAUUCAGCUGGUCUGCCACUCACAGUAGUAGUCAUCUUGGAAAAUGUGUCUGUCGCUUGGAUAUACGGCACUAAAAGGUUCAUGCAGGACCUGGAGGACAUGUUGGGUUUCCGGCCGUGUAUAAUCUACUUCUACCUGUGGAAGUACGUCUCCCCUCUCUGUCUCAUCGUUCUCAUCUCAGCCUCUGUCAUAGAGAUGACCGUCAGCCCACCAGGAUACAACGCCUGGGUUCAAGAGCUGGCUCAGGAACGCUUCCAGAGUUACCCUCCCUGGGCUCUGGCCAUGUGUUUCGCUCUUAUCAUCGUGGCCAUGCUUCCCCUGCCCGUUGUCUUCAUCGCCCGCCACUUCAACUUGAUGUCCGACGGCUCCAACAAGCUGUCUGUCUCCUACCGGAAAACUAUGAUGAAAGACAUGUCCAACCUGGAGGAGCAGGACGAGGCCAGAUUCAUACUCGGCGCAAAACCCGGCGAGGCCCCCGUAGCGCCGGCACGCAGAGCCUACCUGACCCCUGGAGGGAACAAACCCACGGACCCCAACUCCCUGUCACCAAACAGCUGCUAUGGUACAAGCUACCAAAACGCUGCCAUAAGCCCGACCACACCGAGCACACCGGACACGCCUGUCACACCAGAGUCUGACUCUUGAAUGCUCUCCAACUCUGACAAACACCCCUCAGACCCCCACCCUGUAGUACAGUUUACGUUUCAGCCAUAAAGCCUCCACCGGGGGCCACUGUAGCACCAAGUAUCCCCUCUACUGCCCUGUUAACGCCACAAAACUACAUGUAGCCACUUUAUCUGAGCACACGCUUCCCAAAAUAACACCAAGGAACCACCUGACAAGAUUUCAGAAGGUUUCAGAGCAUCUAGAUAAGUCUUUGGAGAUAUUUGUUAUUACCAGGAGGGAAAAAAAAGACAAAAGUCACUCCUGAUCAAACACUGGAAUCAGGUUAAUAGUUACGUACUGUACAUUUGUAUCUACUGUGUAUUUAAAGUCAUCAGGUUUAUGUGCUGUAGACGACGUCCUGUGAUCUGCUUUUCUUUGCCUUAGUAGAGGGAUCCUCAGCAGACACAGUCCUCACAGUGUGAUGCACAUGUUUGUGUGCACAGUUCAGGGGAUCUGAAAGAAUGAAUGUAGAGGAGUCGGUUUGGUCCUGGUGUCUGAACAGGUGGAAAACCACAGCAGGUUUAGGAGUGUGAUUAUUUAAAAUUUGUCAGUGUUUCCGUUGCCGCCCUCUGUAGGAAUACUGGGAGUCACAGACCAGGUCAUGUUCUGUUAUGUGGUGCGUCUACGUUGAGCACAGACACACAUCACCUAGAAAAGAUCGUCUUGUCGUGUAGAUUUGUUUCAUGGGACUCUCUGUAAUGUAAAAUAUGCUGAAGGCUGCUCUAAAGACACCCGUUAUGUUCCAUUCAGACCUCAAGUCAACCUCCUGCUGUAUUUUGUGCGUAGUCCUUAAUGUUCAUUCUGUAAAAACAGCGAUGUACAGUGUAGUAAUGUAAUAUAGGAUUAUAUAGUUUUUGUUACCCGCCGUUUAAAACCACAGUGUCAUCAUCCAUUACACACAACUUGUGCUGUAGAAAAUCACUAAUUUCAGUUUCACCAAAGAGUAAAAAGUAAAUAACAAAACACUUGAAAACUAGUCCAGGUUUAUAGUCCUGAACCACAAAGAUCAGAGACAGGAAGCACAGUUUGUUAAUGUGGAUUCAUGCAAAUGGCCAGUUUGUUUGUUCGUUUGUGCAGUUUUUACUUUCAUCCUAUGAAAAUAAUACAAGAAAAGCACAAAAGAGAAGCUUCUUGUGCACAAAAGAAUUACUGGCUCACAUGUGAAAUUCAAAUUAACUGCUGUAGUAAGAUACUUUAUGCCCUAAUUAAGCAAUAUAUAUAAAUGUUUAUUGGAGCACAAACCAAAAUGCACAAACUAUGUUCACUGUGAACCAAAACAUGAUGAACAUAAAGUAGAAAUAUCAGCAAUGGAUGAAAGAUUUAAAAUCUGUAAGAGCAAAAUUAUAUAAAAUCAUGUAACCUCUAAUGUGAUAGUAUGCACAUCUGAACGCCUUAGACUGAUGCACAAACAGAAACAUACAUGCACACAUUCACUGUUUGCUGUAUAUUUGUCAAACACUAAACCUCUUGAAGUGUAUUUAAGGCAAACAGUGACAUUAACUCGAUUAAAACGGAGGUUCCUUUGUGCUGAUGGUCUUUGACUUCCAUUAAACUGAACUCAAACCUCUGAACAAAGAAAUCUUGACAUGAACAUGUUUCAUUUUUUUGCACACACUGAAGGUGAAUAGUUGCGGAGACGUGUCUACAAGUUCAAACUGAGCACAUUUACAUUCCUGUUAUAUGGAAAGUGAUACCUUUACUUAUUUUUUUAUCACAGUACUCAAAGCCAUGGUGUUAAAGUUUAAAUGGACUAUAUUUAUAUUCCUGUAUAUUUGCUGUUAUGUAGGUGUGAAGACGAACAACAAAGGUUUAUCUUUUACAAGUGAUCAGUAUAUAUAGUGUAUAUUUUCAUCUUGUGUGACGCUUAUUGGGACUGUAUAUUUUAAGAAUUUUCUGUUUUGGAGUCUGUGUAGCCGGUUUUGUUGUGGGACGUGACGAUGCUGCUGUGAGGAGGAGAUGAAGUGUGGUCUCAGUGUCGUCUUGUGUGAGCAGCCGCUGCGUCUCGUGUCAGGUGACGUCUCUGCUUCAGGUUUACUGGUCCACUUGUUUCUAGCCACACUAUCAGUUUAACACUAGAUACUGUCAAAGAUGCCGUUUUGCACUCGUCCAUGACGGCAUAGUAUUACAAUUAACCUCAGUUAUAUGCUAAUAAACACAUCCCUUUUGAAAGCCGAAGUACUUCAUGCUAAACAAUCCAGAUUUGAAAGAUGAUGCGUGCACUGGCAAGCUAACAUGAUGCACUUUUUUAUGAGUUGGAGAGCAGCUGACUUUGUAAAUAGCUAAGGCUGAAAAACAAGUCAUGUUGAGAGCAGCUGAGGCUAAGAGCAGAGGCUCUAGGUGUGCAGGAACCCAAUCAGUGACAUAAACAAACAUCACUAGUUAAUCGGCUGAGUUUUAUUCUUCAAGUAACAGAAAACACAAAAGUACAAACCUGGGUCUGCUGAAAAUAUUAGUAGAAAUAUUCUUAUAAGCCUCUUUCUUUAUUACAUAAGGCAUUACUGACUGGACAGUACUUACACGCAGGGUUAUGUGAUUGGCCUAUUAUAAAACAUUGCCGAUGAAAACAACUAAGUAUCUGAGCGACUAGUUAAUAUCUAUAUAAGUACAUCUCAAACAAAGGAAAAUGGCUCAUUUCUGUCCUCAGAAGAUCAAGAUGGUCCCAAUACUCUACCACUAAUAGGAUUGCAUUAAUAAUUUCUGACUAUAAGUAAUAUGCUUUAUUGCAAAAACAUCCAACAAAGUAUUGAUCACAUAAAGAUUAACAAAGCAUUUCCUCUACCAACAUCUGAGUAAUUCAUGAAUGAAUUUAGUAGCUUUUUCAUUUGAUAAUGUGUAAUUGAUGACAUUUGAGUAACUUUUCCAGGACUAAGGAGGUGUAUCAUCAGUAUAGCCACAUUUGUUUUUUAAGGUUCAAAUAUGACCAACUUGCAUGAAUGUAUUUACAUUUGCGUAUAAAGACACCUGCAUGAGUCGUGCAUUAAUAUUAUAGGAAAGUGUGUAAAUUCUCUAACAUUCAUGUUGCAUUUCAUCUGAAGCAAACCUGUGAAAUGUGCAGCUGAGCCUGAUGUAAUCUUCCUCCUGGUGCCCCCUUCAGGCCCAACUUUACUCCAUUUUGCCCUCUAGUGGCAGAUCUAACAGCAAUAAGUUGUUCCAAUUAUUCACCCUUCGAAGUGCUGUUUCCUCAGGACUGCUAGUGUGGCUACAAACGUUUUAAGUCUCGUUUUGUUUCUUGUGUUGUUUUAGUUUCUGUGAGCCGGGUACUUCCUGCUGAGAGUGUAGCAUGUAGAGGUCUCUGUUUUGUUCAAGUCUGUAAAUAAUCUUGUGUAACCAAACCAUUCUGACAAUAGUUUUUAAUUCAUGUGAAGUAUAGAAAUAUAUCAGCGUCUUAACAGUUUUAGCAGUAAAUGUAACAAAAAGUAAUAAUGAAUGUGAUAAAUGCACUUUUUUCACAAAGACUGCAGCAGAAGUCAGCAUUUGUUUAGUUGUCCUGAUAGCAGUAAAUUCAAGGUCGGUGUAAAAGCAAUAUCACAGUAUUUAAACCGCAGAAAAAACGUGGCUGAAAGAAAAUCUUGACAUCUGAGUGUCUGUUGUAAUAGUAAUCAUUGGGAACCAACCCUUAUAAUGAAAGGGACAUUAUGACUGGUACUUUCAAGUGCUGAUCAGUGUGUGUGUGUGUGUGUGUGUGUGUGUGUGUGUGUGUGUGUGUGUGUGUGUGUGUGUCUGUGUCUGUGUCUGUGUCUGUGUGUGUGUGUGCGCAGCGCCUUACUGAACACACAUUUCGAGCACCGUCUGUACAGGAGACACGUUUAGAAAUGUCCCUUUACAGCUUCUCUCCUCAGUCAUAAUAUGAUUGUAUGAUAUUAGUGUAAAAAACAUCAUGAAUAAUAAAGAGUGGACAAGC
Molecule: messenger RNA, 6722 nt
Organism: Acanthochromis polyacanthus (spiny chromis)
Lineage: Eukaryota; Metazoa; Chordata; Actinopteri; Pomacentridae
Product: sodium-dependent neutral amino acid transporter SLC6A17-like
Exons: 12
Coding region: 584-2800 (738 amino acids)
Biological process (GO): proline transport; L-leucine transport; alanine transport
Cellular component (GO): synaptic vesicle; plasma membrane
Source: RefSeq, a predicted model, not a curated record